Molecule: messenger RNA, 480 nt
Organism: Microthlaspi erraticum
Lineage: Eukaryota; Viridiplantae; Streptophyta; Magnoliopsida; Brassicales; Brassicaceae
Source: the annotation of a GenBank genome assembly
AUGACUCUUUCCGACGUUGACGACUACAUGGUUUGGGCCACAGACGCUGAAGUCGCACGCUUUUGCUCUUGGGAGCCUUGCACGAGCCGAGAAGAAGCCGUCAAGUACAUAACCGAUUCGGUCUUGACACACCCUUGGCUCCGAGCCAUCUGCUUAGAAGACGACCGUCCCAUCGGCUACAUCUUGAUCAUGGCGGUCGAUAAUAUCAGAAAAGAGAUCGGUUAUGUCCUAGCAAGAAAGUAUUGGGGAAAAGGGUUCGCGACGGAGGCGGUGAGGCUAGUGACGGCGGAGAUAUUCAAUGAAUUUCCGGAGAUUGAGAGGCUUGAGGCACUUGUCGACGUGAACAACUUUGGGUCUCAAAGGGUUCUUGAAAAAGUUGGUUUCACUAGAGAAGGUGUGAUGAGGAAAUUUCUAUGUAUUAAGGGAAGUGUUAGAGACACAGUCAUGUUUAGUUUCUUGCCUUCUGAUACUUUGAAGUGA